AUGGAAGCAAUUAGAAAACAAGCCUCUAGACUCAGAGAACAGGUCGCUCGUCAACAGCAGGCUGUCCUGAAGCAGUUUGGGGCAGGGGGAUAUGGAGGUCCAGACAAUGUUUUGAAUAAUGAUGGCGAGUUCCAGCAGCAUCAGAAACUUGAGAAGCUUUACAUAUCCACUCGUGCUGCCAAGCAUUUCCAAAGGGACAUUGUUCGUGGCGUUGAAGGUUAUAUAGUUACUGGGUCCAAACAAGUUGAGAUAGGGACUAAGUUAUCAGAAGAUAGCAGGAAAUAUGGUGUUGAGAAUACAUGUACUAGUGGUAAUACCUUAUCAAAAGCCGCGACCAGUUUUGCUCGAGCUCGUGCUCAAAUGGAGAAGGAACAUGGAAAUCUUUUAAAAGCCUUUGGCACACAGGUUGCAGAACCAUUAAGAGCAAUGGUAAUGGGAGCUCCUUUAGAAGAUGCUCGUCAUCUUGCUCAACGAUAUGAUAGAAUGCGACAAGAGGCUGAAGCUCAGGCUGUUGAACUUUCCCGAAGGCAAGCAAAACUAAGAGAAGGAACUGGCACCCCUGAAAUGGCUUUGAAACUAGAAGCUUCUGAAUCUAAAUUGCAAGAUCUGAAGUCCAAUGUGGCUACACUAGGGAAAGAAGCUGCAGCAGCUAUGGCUGCUGUAGAAGCUCAACAACAGAGGUUAACACUGCAACGAUUAAUAGCCAUGGUUGAAGCAGAACGUGCUUACCAUCAGCGAGUUCUUCAAAUACUUGAUCAGUUAGGAGGCGAGAUGAUGUCAGAGCGCCAACGAAUUGAAGCAGCUCCUGCUCCAAGCAUGGACAGUAUGCCUCAACCUCCAUCCUAUGAAGAAGUAGAUGACAUCUCUACUACACCAGUGCAAAAUGGGUCUUCCGAUGGCAUGGGUUACUUUCUUGGCGAAGUCAUGUACACAUAUCAAGCUGAAUCUGACGUGGAGCUUAAUUUAUCAAUUGGCGAUUAUGUAGUUGUUCGUAAGGUUUCAAACAAUGGCUGGGCUGAAGGUGAAUGCAAAGGAAAAGCCGGUUGGUUUCCAUUUGGAUACAUCGAAAGACGGGAGCGUGUUCUUGCAAGCAAGCAUUAUAAGCUGCCUACACGGUGCAUAAUGCAGGCAACUGUAGUUGCUUGCUUGCAGUUGCCUGCUUGCACGCAACAAGUUACCUGCAUAGUGCAUAAUGCAGGCAGCUGUGUGCAAGCAAGCUCAAGCCCACCGAGCCUCGAACUGAGCCGACUUGAGCUUGUUUCGAGUCAAACCACUGGUCGCCCAAGCCAGUGA
Fraxinus pennsylvanica is the source of this 1293-nucleotide messenger RNA. The record is from the annotation of a GenBank genome assembly. Lineage: Eukaryota; Viridiplantae; Streptophyta; Magnoliopsida; Lamiales; Oleaceae.